AUGAAGCUUCAACCACUAUUGUUGGCUCUGAUAGCAGCGUCCCUUACUCACGCUUGCAUGGAGUUCAAUGGCAUCCUUCCCUUCUCGCACACCUCCCCAUUUGAAGCCAGCAUUAUCGACAACGGCGUAACAACCUGCUGGAUAAGCACCACCCUCAAAGAACACAGCACCAUGCAGGAAGAGCUUUACUCGCACCAGCAAUCCCAGAGGUCAAAAUCAAAAUCAAAGCUCAAGAAACGCUCCAACGGUCGCAAGAUCUCGCUCACUGAUCUGCCGGCAUACGAAACAGCUGCGAGAUCCAGUGAGCAACAUUACAAGUCCCUUCCAGGGUCACCCUCUUCGCAAUCCCGAAUAGAUGAGCAACACGUUGACCUACAUGCCAUCCCUCCUCCUCGUAACGGCCAACUACCCAAGACUCCAAAAAUGGAAGAGCCAGAAUGGGACGACAUACCCGUGUGGCAACCCUGGAAGUUCGAAUGCAUCAGUGGCCAUAAGGCGAGAGCAAAUGUUGGGUUGAGAGGCUUUACGUAUGCGGCGCACGGGCAGGACUUUUAUUUUGUGCCAAAGAUGAAAGAGAAUCUCUGGGAAGAGAAGUGGGUGUAUAGCUUGAAGCUGUGGUGUGGGGAGAAGGAUAAGAAGGGGAAGGUUGUGGAGAGGCCAAAGCCAAAGGAGGUAGGGCAGGGGAAGAAGGAGGAUGUGAAGAAGAGCGCUGCCGCUGCUGCUGCCUCUGGUAGUGGUGUUUCUGCUGGUGAUGCUGUUAAGAAGGAAAGUAAUGUAGGGAAGUCGAAAACGAGUGGGGGUGGUGUAGCGAAGGGUGGAUUGAACGAAUAG
Cadophora gregata is the source of this 831-nucleotide messenger RNA. RefSeq lists its product as uncharacterized. The record is from RefSeq and is a predicted model, not a curated record. NCBI's taxonomy places the organism in Eukaryota, Fungi, Ascomycota, Leotiomycetes, Helotiales, Ploettnerulaceae. The transcript has a single exon. Bases 1 to 831 code for a protein of 276 amino acids.